Zophobas morio is the source of this 806-nucleotide messenger RNA. It is a transcript of the gene SmE, whose product is annotated as Small ribonucleoprotein particle protein SmE. The transcript is spliced from 2 exons. Gene Ontology annotation, biological process: spliceosomal snRNP assembly; mRNA splicing, via spliceosome. Gene Ontology annotation, molecular function: RNA binding. Gene Ontology annotation, cellular component: precatalytic spliceosome; U1 snRNP; U2 snRNP. The record is from RefSeq and is a predicted model, not a curated record. NCBI's taxonomy places the organism in Eukaryota, Metazoa, Arthropoda, Insecta, Coleoptera, Tenebrionidae. Bases 375 to 659 code for a protein of 94 amino acids.
UCGUUUUCGUAACGCGAUAAGUUUAUUUUUAAUGUGGGGUGUAAAACUUGUAAACUUAGAUUUCCCUUUAAACCAACGGGCAACACUGCGUGUUAACUGUUUUUUCUUCAUGCCGGUAUUACGUCAGUAUCUGUGUCAGUAUUGCGGAUUGCGGGUACCGAUGUUCUGUGGGUGCUGGUUGUGGGUGCCGGUCUGCCGGCUGCCGGUAGCCGGUGUUAAGCCGCCGAAGCCGUACAACGUGAGCAUCAGGAGGGGAACAGAAUAAUUGUUAUUACUAUUAAAAGUUGUUUAAAAAUUACGUUAGAGAAUAAUUAAAAUUUUAUUCGUGUUCGAAAAUAAUUGAGGUUAAGUUUGUGUACUCAAGAAUUACGAAAAUGGCAUACAAACCUCAAAAAGUUCAAAAAGUAAUGGUUCAACCCAUCAAUUUGAUUUUUCGUUACUUACAAAAUCGAUCAAGAGUGCAAGUAUGGUUAUAUGAAAAUAUCAAUUUAAGAAUCGAAGGACACAUUGUAGGGUUCGAUGAAUAUAUGAAUCUUGUUUUGGAUGACGCAGAAGAAUACUAUGUGAAGACCAAAAACAGAAGACAGUUAGGACGAAUCAUGCUCAAGGGCGACAACAUAACACUAAUUCAAAAUGUAAAUCCUCAAGCGGGAAAUUAGUGAUUUUUUGCUGUUCUCUAAGAACAAAGUUUGUAAUUUAAUUUAAUCUGCUAUAAAUGCAAAUUGUUGUUAAAAGGCAGAUUCAUUAUAAUAACUUAACACCUUAUGUUGUAAGGGAAGCUGAUAAAUACAACGUAUUUUACUAAA